Geosmithia morbida is the source of this 1221-nucleotide messenger RNA. Its product is annotated as Serum paraoxonase arylesterase family protein. NCBI's taxonomy places the organism in Eukaryota, Fungi, Ascomycota, Sordariomycetes, Hypocreales, Bionectriaceae. The transcript has 2 exons. The record is from RefSeq and is a predicted model, not a curated record. Bases 1 to 1221 code for a protein of 406 amino acids.
AUGCAAACAACACGUCUGUUCCUCGGAGCUGGCCUCGUCGCCUUGCUCGUGGCCGUGUAUGCACCGGUAAUCGGGCAUUUCAUCACUAUGAUAGGAGUGUUUCGACAUCCGAGGCAAACGCACGCCAAUGCGUCUCAGGUGGUGGUAAUCGACGAUACUGUUCACUGCGAAGACUUGCACCAUCAUGUUGCAAGCAAUACCCUAUUUACUGCAUGUGAGGACUCCCCGGACACGCGCAUGUCAUGGUUUCCCGGACUGGCCAUCCUCGACGAUCCGGUCAAGGCCAUGAAUUCUCGAGGCUCAAUCCAUACCAUUGACCCCAAGACUUUUAAGUCUCAGAGGCUGAAACUCGAGAAUUUCGACGAGCCUUUCAUAACCCAUGGUAUUGAGGUUAUAUCCGACAACGCCAACUCCGUCUACAUUUACGCUGUGAACCAUUUGCCACACCCAGACUACGUAGCAGCGUACAGGUUUGACAGAGCUAUGGCGAAGAAGAUGCCAACCAAGGCACGAUCCCAGAUCGAGGUAUUCCACCAUGUCCUUGGAUCGUCCAGUGCCAAGCAUGUUCGGUCGAUCGUGCACCCGCUCAUCCAGACACCCAACGAUAUCUUUGCCUUGUCACCCCAUUCCAUCUACGUCACAAACGAUCACUACCACCGUGAGGGUCUGAGACGGAAGGUUGAGGACUUAUACGCGGGCAAUAAGUGGUCCAAUACGGUACAUGUGCACAUUGACGAAUUAUCCAAGGUCGACCCAACUCUGGGGCUCAAUGCCAGUGUGGCCAUCACAGGACUCCACAACAAUAACGGUCUCGGUUACUCACCGGUCGGUAUGGCCAUUGGGUGCGCCGCCAGCGGUCAAUUGCAUCUGGCUCGCACGGAUGGCAAGGUGGUCGAGUCGUUAACGUUUGACAGUACCAUUGACAACCCGAGCUUCUUCCAAGGACGCAACAUAAGCGGAUACGUCCUGGGUGGUCUCAGUCGGGCAGUCGAUCUGGAAAACACGAUACAUGACCCCCAGGGCAAAGAACCUGUCAUUGUUUGGUUUGCUCACCAGACGUCGAAUGGUUGGGAGAAGAAGGUCUUGUUUGAGGAUGAUGGCAGCAGGAUCCGCUCGUCGAGUGCGGCCGUCUUGGUCCAGGAUGGGACAUCAAGUCUGUGGUUGUUUGUUACCGGGUUCCUGUCCAACAACAUGGUUGCUGUUCAAGUUGACUUAGAAUAG